Messenger RNA from Lathyrus sativus (Indian pea), 1140 nucleotides. NCBI's taxonomy places the organism in Eukaryota, Viridiplantae, Streptophyta, Magnoliopsida, Fabales, Fabaceae. The record is from the annotation of a GenBank genome assembly.
AUGAGAAUCGUUCGUAAAGACUUCGUGCGCAAUGGACCUGGAAGCGUCAAGAUGGUGCCAGUGGAUUCUGAUGAUCUAUGGUAUGUAUAUAACUUGAUAGCUCCUGGAGAUUCUGUCAUGGCCGUUACUAUUAGGAAGGUUCUUAGAGAAGCAGCUAAUGGUGGAAGAGAUGCAGAACGUGUUAAGCUCAAAUUGGAAAUUAAAGUUGAAGAUGGUGUGGAUUAUGAUAAAGAAGGUGCUGUUUUGCGUGUUCGCGGGAAGAAUAUUCUAGAGAAUGAACAUGUUAAGAUUGGGGCAUUUCAUACUUUAGAAAUUGAGUUACAGCGACCCUUCGUGCUCAGGAAGGAUGUCUGGGAUUCUUAUGCUUUGGAGGUACUCCAGCAGGCCUCUGAUCCUGGUGCAAGUGCUGAUCUAGCUGUAGUGUUAAUGCAAGAAGGAUUAGCCCAUAUUCUCCUUGUUGGUAGAAGCAUGACUGUUACUCGUUCACGAAUAGAAGCUUCAAUUCCUCGCAAACAUGGGCCUGCUAUUGCUGGUUAUGAGAGAGCUUUGAACAAGUUCUUUGAUAAUGUUUUGCAGGCAUUCUUGAGAAUUAUAGAUUUCAACGUGGUUCGUUGUGCUGUGAUUGCGAGUCCUGGAUUUACAAAAGAUCAGUUUCAUCGUCACUUAUUUUUGGAGGCCGAAAGAAAACAACUGCGACCUAUUAUUGAAAACAAGUCUCGCAUCAUUCUUGCGCACACAAGCUCAGGAUACAAGCAUAGUUUAAAAGAGGUUCUGGAUGCUCCAAAUGUCAUGAGUAUGAUAAAAGAUACUAAGGCAGCACAAGAGGUUCGAAUUCUGAAGGAUUUUUACGACAUGCUUUCAAAUGAUUCAGCACGUGCUUGUUAUGGAGCAAAACAUGUUGAGGUUGCCCAUGAAAGACUAGCUGUGCAAACCCUUCUCAUUGCAGAUUCUCUUUUCAGGAAUGCAGAUAUACCAACGCGGAAAAAGUUUGUCAACUUGGUCAAUUCAGUUAAGGAUUCUGGAGGUUCUGUCCAUGUAUUUUCAUCCAUGCAUGUCUCUGGAGAACAACUAGAACAGAUAAGUGGCAUUGCUGCAAUUCUUCGGUUUCCUCUCCCUGAUCUUGAAGACAUUGAGAUGUAA